Messenger RNA from Puma concolor (puma), 2184 nucleotides. The record is from RefSeq and is a predicted model, not a curated record. Lineage: Eukaryota; Metazoa; Chordata; Mammalia; Carnivora; Felidae.
AUGGAGGCCCUCCCUGGGGCCUCCGGCCCAGAUCCUGGGGCCUCCGAGUGGCGCAGACUGUUUGUGGCAGCUCCCUUUGGAGGGGCAGCCAGCAGUGGGAGGGGCGGGCCGGGGCCAGGCCACAUGUUGGCAGCCUUGGGGUCCUGGGGGAGAAGGCAGGCCACUGGGGAGGAGGGUCUGGUCUCCAGUUCAGAGCUAAGUGGCAGCUGUGACUUGGCUGUGCUGUGUAGGCUGGAGCCAGAUAUCCUGCUUCGGGCCAAGCAAGAUUUCCUGAAGACAGACAGCGAAUCAGACUUCCAGCUCUUCAAGGAGCAGAGCGAGGGGCAAGGUGACCGGGGCCUGCGGGACCGAGACGUGGUGCUAGAGCGGGAAUUUCAGCGGGUCACCAUCUCCGGCGAGGAGAAGUGUGGGGUGCCAUUCACAGACCUGCUGGAUGCAGCCAAGAGUGUGGUGCGGGCACUUUUUAUCCGGGAGAAGUACAUGGCCCUGUCACUGCAGAGUUUUUGCCCUACCACCCGGCGGUAUCUGCAGCAGCUGGCUGAGAAGCCUCUGGAGACACGGACCUAUGAGCAGGGCCCUGACACCCCUGUGUCUGCUGAUGCCCCGGUGCACCCCCCUGCGCUGGAGCAGCACCCAUAUGAGCACUGUGAGCCGAGCACCAUGCCUGGGGACCUGGGUUUGGGUCUGCGCAUGGUGCAGGGCGUGGUGCACGUCUACACCCGCAGGGAAACUGAUGAUCAUUGCUCAGAGAUGGAGCUGCCGUACCCUGACCUGCAGGAAUUUGUGGCAGAUGUCAAUGUGCUCAUGGCCCUGAUUAUCAAUGGCCCCAUAAAGUCCUUCUGCUACCGUCGGCUACAGUACCUGAGCUCCAAGUUCCAGAUGCACGUGCUGCUCAACGAGAUGAAGGAGCUGGCCGCCCAGAAGAAGGUUCCACACCGAGACUUCUACAACAUCCGCAAGGUGGACACGCACAUCCACGCCUCGUCCUGCAUGAACCAGAAGCACCUGCUGCGCUUUAUCAAACGGGCGAUGAAGUGGCACCUGGAGGAGAUCGUGCACGUGGAGCAGGGCCGCGAGCAGACGCUGCGGGAGGUCUUUGAGAGCAUGAAUCUCACUGCCUAUGACCUGAGUGUGGACACGCUGGACAUGCACGCGGACAGAAACACCUUCCAUCGCUUUGACAAGUUCAAUGCCAAAUACAACCCCAUUGGGGAGUCUGUCCUCCGAGAGAUCUUCAUCAAAACCGACAACAGGGUCUCUGGAAAGUACUUUGCCCACAUUAUCAAGGAGGUGAUGUCAGACCUGGAGGAGAGCAAAUACCAGAACGCGGAGCUGCGACUCUCCAUCUACGGGCGCUCAAGGGACGAGUGGGACAAGCUGGCCUGUUGGGCCGUGAAGCACAAAGUACACUCCCCCAACGUGCGCUGGCUCGUGCAAGUGCCCCGCCUCUUUGACGUGUACCGUACCAAGGGCCAGCUGGCCAACUUCCAAGAGAUGCUGGAGAACAUCUUCCUGCCACUGUUUGAGGCCACUGUGCACCCUGCCAGCCACCCCGAGCUGCACCUCUUCUUGGAGCACGUGGACGGCUUUGACAGUGUGGAUGAUGAGUCUAAGCCCGAGAAUCACGUCUUCAACCUGGAGAGCCCUCUCCCCGAGGCUUGGGUGGAGGAGGACAAUCCACCCUAUGCCUACUACCUGUACUACACCUUUGCCAACAUGGCCAUGCUGAACCACCUGCGCAGGCAGAGGGGCUUCCACACAUUUGUGCUGAGGCCGCACUGUGGGGAAGCCGGGCCCAUCCACCACCUGGUGUCGGCCUUCAUGCUGGCGGAGAACAUCUCUCACGGGCUGCUUCUGCGUAAGGCCCCAGUCCUGCAGUACCUGUAUUACCUGGCCCAGAUUGGCAUCGCCAUGUCCCCACUCAGCAAUAACAGCCUCUUCCUCAGCUAUCACCGGAACCCGCUACCUGAGUACCUGUCUCGUGGUCUCAUGGUCUCGCUGUCCACUGACGAUCCCCUGCAGUUCCACUUCACCAAGGAGCCACUGAUGGAGGAAUAUAGCAUCGCUACCCAGGUGUGGAAGCUCAGCUCCUGCGACAUGUGUGAGCUGGCACGCAACAGUGUGCUCAUGAGCGGCUUCUCCCACAAGGACCCUCUGAAGCCUGGCUGUCCGGUGGGCAUCUAA